Messenger RNA from Sabethes cyaneus, 2310 nucleotides. RefSeq names its product phosphoenolpyruvate carboxykinase [GTP]-like. The record is from RefSeq and is a predicted model, not a curated record. The transcript is spliced from 3 exons. Gene Ontology annotation, molecular function: GTP binding; phosphoenolpyruvate carboxykinase (GTP) activity; manganese ion binding. Gene Ontology annotation, biological process: propionate catabolic process; gluconeogenesis; cellular response to glucose stimulus. Bases 238 to 2187 code for a protein of 649 amino acids. NCBI's taxonomy places the organism in Eukaryota, Metazoa, Arthropoda, Insecta, Diptera, Culicidae. Gene Ontology annotation, cellular component: cytosol.
AAGCAGUAAGAUGAAAACAAGCUAGUUUUCAUUCGGUAUCCUUACAAAAAACGAAACUCUUUUUGAGUAACUAAAAGUGAAAAUUUUAAUUGUUUGAGUUCCGAUUUAUAGAAUCAGUAGCAAAAAUUCAAUUCUGUUUGUUGUGAAAGUAUUUAGAAUCGGAAGUUUAAAUUUUAGUGAGAUUUUCAAUUAAACUGUGUCAAUUGCAAGAAAAACAGACCGCGUAAAUUUAUUAAAAUGCCGCAGGUUAUUGAAGUGUACACACCAUUCCCGACCACCAUCGGAUGCACUCCAAAGCUGAAGACGGUCCCGAAGGCGGUUAACGCCAUCCGGGGAGUCCCGCUAAGCAACGGGGAGCUCGCGCAGCUGUCGGCCAAGAUUCGAGCAUUCUUGGAGGAAUCAGUUGCUCUGUGUCAACCCGACCGUAUUCACAUCGUUGAUGGAGGUGAAAAGGAGAGUGCGCUCCUACUGAAGGUGUUGCAGGCUCAAGGAACGAUCCAGCCGCUGCCAAAGUAUGACAACUGCUGGCUGGCUCGUACCAAUCCGGCUGAUGUGGCACGUGUUGAGUCCAAGACCUUUAUCUGUACCGACAAGCAGGAGCAGGCAAUUCCCACCCCGAAAGCUGGCGUCAAGGGAACUCUUGGCAAUUGGAUCUCUCCGGAGGACUACGAGACGGCUAUUCGCCUUCGAUUCCCCGGUUGCAUGAAGGGUCGCACUAUGUAUGUGGUUCCGUUUUCUAUGGGUCCGAUCGCAUCACCUCUGUCCAAGUUCGGUAUUGAAAUAACCGAUUCUGCAUAUGUCGUCUGUUCCAUGCGCAUCAUGACUCGUAUGGGGUUGGAAAUACUGGAGAAGCUUGCUGAUAACUCGGACUUUAUCAAAUGCCUUCAUUCCGUGGGAACUCCAGCCAAUGGAAAAAUCAGUAUGCCUUCAUGGCCUUGUGAUCCAGAGCGUACGAUUAUCUUACACAAACCGGCAAACAACGAAAUCGUGUCGUACGGGUCUGGUUAUGGUGGUAAUUCGUUACUGGGAAAAAAAUGUUUUGCUUUGCGCAUUGGAAGCACCAUCGCUCAACGUGAAGGCUGGCUGGCUGAGCAUAUGUUGAUCCUAGGCAUCACCGAUCCGGACGGCGUCAAAAAGUACAUUGCUGCCGCUUUCCCAUCGGCAUGUGGUAAAACCAAUUUGGCCAUGAUGAACCCUUCGUUGCCGGGUUACAAAAUGGAGUGCGUUGGCGAUGACAUCGCCUGGAUGAAGUUCGAUUCGAAAGGUCAACUGCGAGCUAUCAAUCCGGAAAACGGUUUCUUCGGAGUCGCUCCCGGAACCUCCUCGGAGACUAAUCCGAACGCAAUGAAAACAGUAUACAAAAACACAAUCUUCACUAAUGUUGCCGCCACUUCGGAUGGAGGCGUCUUCUGGGAGGGAAUGGAGAAUGAAUUAACUCCCGGAGUGGAAAUCACCGAUUGGCUAGGCCAACCGUGGAAGAUGGGUGAGUCCAAAACCCCUGCAGCUCAUCCGAAUUCUCGCUUUUGCGCACCAGCUGGCCAGUGUCCUAUUAUUGACCCGGCUUGGGAGGAUAAUGAAGGAGUGCCAAUCUCUGCUAUCCUGUUUGGCGGACGCCGUCCGCAAGGUGUUCCACUUGUGUAUGAAGCCAAUUCGUGGGCUCAUGGAGUCUUCGUCGGAUCGGCUAUGCGUAGUGAGACAACGGCCGCGGCAGAACACAAGGGUAAAAUGAUCAUGAAUGAUCCGUUCGCCAUGCGCCCAUUUUUCGGCUACAACUUCGGCAAUUACUUGAAACAUUGGCUUAGUAUGGAAAAACGUGCCCUCGCAGCUGGUGGACAGGUUCCGAAGAUCUUCCACGUCAACUGGUUCCGCAAGAACGCAGAUGGCAAGUUCCUAUGGCCAGGCUUUGGUGAGAAUAGCCGUGUGAUGGAGUGGAUUCUUCAGCGUAUUGAUGAUCGCGAGUGCUAUCGGGAAACACCGAUUGGUCGAGUGCCUAAGGACGGAGCAUUGAAUCUGCACGGUUUACAGAGUUCCAUUGACGAAAAGGAGCUGUUUUCGAUACCCAAGCAGUUCUGGCUGAAGGAGGUCGAAGAGAUUAAGCAGUACUAUGACAAUCAGCUGCCGCAGGAUCUGCCGGUGGAAAUAGCCAAAGAGCUGCAUAAGCUCAAAGCACGCCUUGAGCGAAUGUAGACUAGCAUGUAAGCCUAAAAAAUAACGAUCGUAUUACACUUAAUUAAUUUAAUUUAUUCUGAUUAACUCGUGAUAAGUUGAUAAACUGCAUUUAAUAGAUGAUAAGUUCUGUUGUAAAGAACA